CUGCCCACCCCUCCAUAAAGCCCUCACAUCCCAGGAUAGUGAGCAGAGCCAAGGAAGAAUGGAGAGGAGACGCACCACCUCCACUGCUCGUCGCUCCUACCUCUCCUCCUCUGCGGAGAUGGUGGUGGGGGGUCUGGCUCCUGGCCGCCGCCUGGGUGCUGGCACUCGCCUCUCCCUGGCUCGAAUGCCCCCUCCACUCCCGGCCCGGGUGGACUUCUCCCUGGCCGGGGCACUCAAUGCUGGCUUCAAGGAGACCCGGGCCAGUGAGAGAGCAGAGAUGAUGGAGCUCAAUGACCGCUUUGCCAGCUACAUCGAGAAGGUUCGCUUCCUGGAACAGCAAAACAAGGCACUGGCUGCUGAGCUGAACCAGCUCCGGUCUAAGGAGCCCACCAAGCUGGCUGACGUCUACCAGGCGGAGCUGCGAGAGCUCCGGCUGCGGUUAGAUCAACUCACCGCCAAUAGUGCCCGGCUGGAAGUCGAAAGGGACAACUUGGCACAGGACCUGGGCACCCUGAGGCAGAAGCUCCAGGAUGAAACCAACCUGAGGCUGGAGGCAGAGAACAACUUGGCUGCCUUUAGACAGGAGGCAGAUGAAGCCACCCUGGCCCGUCUGGAUCUGGAAAGGAAGAUUGAAUCACUGGAGGAGGAGAUUCAGUUCUUGAGGAAGAUCCAUGAGGAGGAGGUUCGGGAACUCCAGGAGCAGCUGGCCCGACAGCAGGUCCAUGUGGAGCUGGAUGUGGCCAAGCCAGACCUCACAGCAGCCCUGAGAGAGAUCCGCACGCAGUAUGAGGCAGUGGCAUCCAGCAACAUGCAUGAGGCAGAGGAAUGGUAUCGGUCCAAGUUUGCGGACCUCACAGACGCGGCCGCCCGAAACGCCGACCUGCUCCGCCAGGCCAAGCAUGAGGCCAAUGACUACCGGCGCCAGCUGCAGGCCAUGACCUGCGACCUUGAAUCCUUGCGCGGCACGAACGAGUCCUUGGAGAGGCAGAUGCGUGAGCAGGAGGAGCGCCACGCGCGGGAGGCGGCGGGUUACCAGGAGGCGCUGGCCCGGCUGGAGGAGGAGGGGCAGAGCCUCAAGGAUGAGAUGGCACGCCACCUGCAGGAGUACCAGGACCUGCUCAACGUCAAGCUGGCCUUGGACAUCGAGAUCGCCACCUACAGAAAGCUGCUGGAGGGCGAGGAGAACCGUAUCACCAUUCCUGUGCAGACCUUCUCCAACCUGCAGAUCCGAGGGGGCAAAGGCACCAAAGAAGGGGAAACUCACAAGGUCACAAGACAUCUCAAAAGCCUCACAGUACAAGUUAUACCAAUACAGGCUCAGCAGAUUGUAAACGGAGCCCCAGCUCUCGGUUAGCUGCCUACCUCUCAGCUUGACAAGGAGGGAACCUCACUAGCCCCAUUUUCCCUGUCCUCUUGGGCUCCUUCCUCCCAGGGCUUCCCCUAAAGAUCCAAGACUGUCAUUUUUCCAGGAACCUCAGUGCCCAGCCCAGGACCUGGCACAGGGUAAAUGUAGAUUAAAAUAGCAGAACUGGUUAAUGUUAAAGGUAGUGUGUCCUUGGGCACUCAGAUGAGAUGCUCUGGGGACUCUGAGCAAACACCAUCCUCUGUCUCACCUCUUCCUCAUCACUGGGACGGCCCCUUGGGUCUCUCUGUGCCUGGGGGCCAAGCUCUGUGCUUGAUUUGUUUGUCCCCGAGGCUCUGCUGCUCAGCUCAGUGCUGAUUCAGUCCACAGGAUCAUUUCCCUCUGGGCUGCUGCUCUUGUAGUGAAUAAAGUUUUAUGUUCCCUGCUCUUAAUUUUAAAUAUUA
Messenger RNA from Otolemur garnettii (small-eared galago), 1806 nucleotides. RefSeq names its product glial fibrillary acidic protein (gene GFAP). NCBI's taxonomy places the organism in Eukaryota, Metazoa, Chordata, Mammalia, Primates, Galagidae. Bases 59 to 1354 code for a protein of 431 amino acids. Gene Ontology annotation, biological process: intermediate filament organization; regulation of chaperone-mediated autophagy. The record is from RefSeq and is a predicted model, not a curated record. The transcript is spliced from 8 exons. Gene Ontology annotation, molecular function: structural constituent of cytoskeleton. Gene Ontology annotation, cellular component: intermediate filament; cell projection; cytoplasm.